AUGUACUUCUCCUCGCUUCUCCUGGGCCUCGCGGCCACUGCGUCAGCCAUCGACCUCAGGGCCCACCCCAACGACGGCUGCACCGGGAGCUAUUCAGCCUGCGUGAAUCUCAACCCCAACGUCUGCUGCUCCUUCAGCAGCUCUUCAACCAGCGGCAAGGCGACCAUUGCUGUAGUUGCCAUCCCGAGCAACUGGCGCAUUCGCGCUGAGUCUUGGACCGGCGGCGGGUGCCGAUUCACCGGAGGGUCUCUCGACUCUGGCGGUAGCACGACCAUCUGCUUGCCGUACUCGACGCGCGGCGAUCGCACGGGAGGUUCUUACUUCUUCCUCAGCCGCAAGCGCGCCAACGACGAGUCAUGCCCCGCCGAGCAGCCCGGUGCCGGAAAAUGCGAAGCCGUCGUUAAGCCCAACGUUGUCGGCCUCGCGGACGGCACCGAGUACGGCAUCGCCGGCCUGACGGAUGAGAAGAUUCAGGAGUUGAUGCUGACUUGCUUGCCCCGCUUGAAGGAGAAUAUUGCCAACACCGGUGCCGGUGCCGACGCCGUGCCCGCCGAGUUCCAGAUCCUGCGCCGCUAG
Molecule: messenger RNA, 576 nt
Organism: Colletotrichum karsti
Lineage: Eukaryota; Fungi; Ascomycota; Sordariomycetes; Glomerellales; Glomerellaceae
Exons: 3
Coding region: 1-576 (191 amino acids)
Source: RefSeq, a predicted model, not a curated record